UCUUUUCUAGGUUAGAUAAAGGAAGGCUAUUUCCUUAGUGUGGAUUGCUGCCUUUAGUAAGAAUAUGUCGUCCAUCUUGCCAUUCACUCCACCAGUUGUGAAGAGACUGCUGGGAUGGAAGAAAUCAGCUGGUGGAUCCGGAGGAGCAGGUGGAGGAGAGCAGAAUGGACAGGAAGAAAAGUGGUGUGAGAAAGCAGUUAAAAGUUUGGUGAAGAAGCUAAAGAAAACAGGACGAUUAGAUGAGCUUGAGAAAGCUAUCACCACUCAAAAUUGUAAUACUAAAUGUGUCACCAUACCAAGCACUUGCUCUGAAAUUUGGGGACUGAGUACACCAAAUACGAUAGAUCAGUGGGAUACAACAGGCCUUUACAGCUUCUCUGAACAAACCAGGUCUCUUGAUGGUCGUCUUCAGGUAUCUCAUCGGAAAGGACUGCCACACGUUAUAUAUUGCCGAUUAUGGCGCUGGCCUGAUCUUCAUAGUCAUCAUGAACUCAAAGCAAUUGAAAACUGCGAAUAUGCUUUUAAUCUUAAAAAGGAUGAAGUAUGUGUAAACCCUUACCACUACCAGAGAGUUGAAACACCAGUUUUGCCUCCUGUGUUAGUACCACGGCACACUGAGAUCCUAACAGAACUACCGCCUCUGGAUGAUUAUACCCACUCCAUUCCAGAAAACACUAAUUUCCCAGCGGGAAUUGAGCCACAGAGUAAUUACAUUCCAGAAACACCACCUCCUGGAUAUAUCAGUGAAGAUGGAGAAACAAGUGAUCAACAGUUGAACCAAAGUAUGGAUACAGGAUCCCCAGCAGAACUAUCUCCUACUACUCUUUCCCCUGUUAAUCAUAGUUUGGACUUGCAGCCAGUUACAUACUCAGAACCUGCAUUUUGGUGUUCAAUAGCCUAUUAUGAAUUAAACCAGAGGGUUGGAGAGACCUUCCAUGCAUCACAACCCUCACUUACCGUAGACGGCUUCACAGAUCCAUCAAAUUCAGAGAGAUUCUGCUUAGGUUUACUUUCCAACGUCAACCGAAAUGCUACAGUAGAAAUGACAAGAAGACAUAUAGGAAGAGGAGUGCGCUUAUAUUACAUAGGUGGGGAAGUUUUUGCUGAGUGCCUAAGUGAUAGUGCAAUCUUUGUGCAGAGCCCCAAUUGUAAUCAGAGAUACGGCUGGCACCCUGCAACAGUGUGUAAAAUUCCACCAGGCUGUAAUCUGAAGAUCUUCAACAACCAGGAAUUUGCUGCUCUUCUGGCUCAGUCUGUGAAUCAAGGUUUUGAAGCCGUGUAUCAGCUAACUAGAAUGUGCACCAUAAGAAUGAGUUUUGUGAAAGGGUGGGGAGCAGAAUACCGAAGGCAGACGGUAACAAGCACUCCUUGCUGGAUUGAACUUCAUCUGAAUGGACCUCUGCAGUGGUUGGACAAAGUAUUAACUCAGAUGGGAUCCCCUUCAGUGCGUUGCUCAAGCAUGUCAUAAAGUUCCAUCACCAAUCCAGUCCCAUCAAAAGACUUACUGUAUCAACUUUUCUGUCAUAGUAUUUGUGUGUGGUCCCCAUGGACUGUUUGUAUCCAAAAAUUCAACCGAGAAAACAGCACUUGAGGUCUCAUCAAUUAAAGCACCUUGUGGAAUCCGUUUCCUAUAUUCGAAUAUUAGAUGGGAAAAUUAGUGUCUAGAAAUACCCUCCCAUAAAGGAGGAAGAGAAGAUUUUAAAGACUUACUAAUGUCUUGUUGGGCAUAAAAUUGAGUGUCCCAAAGGCUUAUUAAUAACAGUAGUAGUUAUGUGUACAGGUAAUGUAUCAUGAUCCAGUAUCACAGUAUUGUGCUGUUUAUAUACAUUUUUAGUUUGCAUAAAUUAGGUGUGUGUGUGCUGCUUCUUGAUUUAGGCAAGCUUUUAUAAAGUUACAGUACCUAAUCUGUUAUUCCCACUUCUCCGUUAUUUGUGUGUGUCUUUUUUAAUAUAUAAUAUAUAUCAAGAUUUUCAAAUUAUCAUUUAGAAGCAGAUUUCCCUUGUAGAAAAACUAAUUUUUCUGCCUUUUACCAAAAAUAAACUCUUGGGGGAAGAAAAGUGGAUAACUUUUGACAUCCUUGACCUUAAUGUGUUCAGUGAGUCUUAAACAUUUGUUCUUGUUGGUUGGUUUGUUUACUGCUAAAUUUCUAUAACAAAGCCUUGCAGAAAAUCUUUUCAAACCUCUUCUCCAUUCCUACUUUUGUUCUGAUACAAAAACAGAAUAGCAUGUUAUCCGUCGCCAGUAAUGGUUGCACUGAUAGUGCCAGCACCAGUCGCUUCUGGGGUACAGUAAGAAUGCAUAUGGAGUAAGUUGCUUUGUCUUACACAUUUCAACAGAUAAUACUUGACUUGUGUGACCUAGUAGUCUAUUAAUUUAUCCUUACACCUCAUAAAAAAUACAUAGGUGGCAGUAUAAUUAUUUUCAGGGAUAUGCUACAAUUAUUCCAUUUGUCCUUUUUUUAAAGCCAAUCUAUAGAUGUAGACACUUUUUUUAAAGGUAUUUUAAAUGUUUCAACAGCAGACCUAGUGCUCUUUGAUUUGAGUUUCACUUGAUUUAGUUACCAGAUUAUUUUAUGAAUGGACCUUUUGUGAAUGUAAUUGUACCUGCAGAAUACCUAGAAAAGUGAUGCUGAGGUGUGGUCAGCAGAUAAGGGCCAUCUGUUUUUAAAAUAUGUUGUAUUCAAUUUUUAAAAUCUUUUAUUUUACAUAAUUAUUAAUGGAAUUUUAAAAAUUUGGGGAGAAGCAGUUUAGCAACUUUUUAAGCUUAUAAUCACCUACAGCCUGAGCUGUUCUUAACUAAAACUGAAUAUAUGUUUGUUACUAGAAUCAACCACAUUUUAUGCUCUGCAGUGAGAGGAACAGAAGCUCUGUGGGUAGUUCGUUCUGCAGCAAGUAACUCCCAGGUCUAAUGUGAAGUUAUUGCUGUUUAAACAUUACUUGUUUGCAUCUCAAUAGAAAUGAAAAAUAACCACUCCUAGUCCCCUUCUAGUAAAUUUUUAUAUUUUUAGGAUAAAUAUCUUAGGUACUUGUUUUUCGAAACCGUAGUCACCUGUUUCUACAGGUGUCAUUUUCAGUACUUUCAGCAUUUGGUUGUUUUCUGUUAAGUAUUCCUCAUUUUCCAAUAUUUGUGUGUACAUGCAUGUAUUCUUGUAAACGUGUAGUAAAUUUUUACUCAUUCAAAUAUUUAUUGCUCACCUGUUACAUGUGCCAGGAACUUUCUUAGCUUUUGGGUAAAGGUGAACACUAUAACCCUUUAUCAGCUUUUUUGUCUGUGAAGGAAAUAAAUAGGGUGAUAGAGUACAACAGAGGGAAGUGUUGCUUGCAGUAACACUUGGCGUGAGAAAGGAGCAAAUGGGCAUUCCUGACAAAGAGAAUGGCAUGAUAUGCAAAGGCUCAUUUUAGAGGAAACUCAUUAGUUAUGAAUGCUUUAUAUGAACACCUCUACACAGAUCCGAACUUGAGGAUCAGAAUGGUUCUACAAUUUAUAAUAGUUGAAGGUGGCCUUACUUUGUGAUAGACUUUGUCAUUCUCAGUAAUAUUUCUUCUUUGUCAAGCCCUUGCUGUAAAGUUCGACAUUUGUCAGUACCAUUUAACAACCCCUUCUUUAAAUCGGCCUUGGGCAAGUUUUCACCAUUGUAGUGUCUGGCUGCUUGCUUCCAGACUUCUUGCUGCUCACUAAUUACUACUUCUACAGGGCAUCUUGUGAUUUGUGUAAAUUCCCAGUUAUUACCACCGCAGAUCUGCUGGAGAUAACAGGGGAGUGUCUGCCCUUUGCAGGUGUUUAUUGAGAACUUGGGAGCAGUUCUGGGGGCAGAGAACAACUUUGAGACUGGUGGAGGGUCUUGGCAGUCACUCUUGCAUUGGUAUGUUAAGUGAAGCAGUGCCAAUCACAGCAUGUCAAUAUGGAGCUCAGCUCCAGUUGCAAUGGAGUUCUGUGCCACCAGAAGCUGGGACUCAACUCUUAGGAGGCACCUGUUGUACUGAGCAGUUCUACCUGUUGAGCAGUUGGCUUCAUGGUGGUGACUACAUUUUUGUGAAUAUAUUUAAUGGUCAGGGUCAUGUUUGUUUUUUACUUAUAAAUUGUUUAUUUCUGGAAUUUUCCAGACCAUGGUUGACCAGGAGUAACUGAAACCACAGAAAGCAAAUCAGCAGAUAAGGGGGGACAACUAUAGUUAACAGAAAGGCAGAAUUAUCCCAUGUACAUUAGUGAUACAGAUGUUUACCUCCCUAAAGUUUUUUUGAAGAUAUUGAACCCCAAAAGCAUUUGUUUAUCUGCUUCUCUUUUUCAUAUUUAGAUAGCCCCCAAAUAUACAGCAGUUUCCUGGGCUGUUCACAAUUCACAUUUCUUAGAAUAGUCUAACCAAAGAGCAUCUGCAGUGCCCAAGUAGUAAUCCCAACCAUCAGCUUUUUCCCAUAUUUGCUUUUUAGUGGAUUGCUGUUUUUGCAUUCUGUAUUGUCUACAGUGGCCUCUUAACAUGGACCCUUUCUUUCCCCCCCUUUAUAGGGACUGUUUUCAUUCUUCAUGGUGAAAUCUCUUCUUUGUUGGAUUUUGUCUUUCUUUAAAUUAGCAACAUUAUUUAGAACUUCUUCACAGUGUUGGUAAUUUCUUCAACUCAACAAAGUGAGAAUGGAAGGACCAUGCUAUCUGUCACAUUUAGAUGAAUGGUCAUUUUCACAGUGGAUUCGAGUCCAUAGAGACACCUUAGGGCUGGCCUUGGAAAUUGGAGGCUGGUGAUGUUCCCACUGAUCUGGUCUAACCAGUGGCAGUUUCAUUUCAGUUCUAUAUUGGAGUUCUACAAAGAUUUGUUAAAAAGUUAUAUUGCUUAAAAAAAAAGUUUGAAAAGUUUAUGCUGUUUAAAAUUAGAGAAAACUGGAUAUCAGCCCACUUUUUGGAAUAAUUCUGUAUUCUUUUCUCAUCCCACUUUAAAGAACUUUCCUGAUUAGGUUUGAACUAAUUAUGCUAGUUAUACAUUAUGGUAUAUAUUUAUUCAGUAAACAUUUAAUGAUGCCUAUUCUUUACCUCGUAGACACUGAUAGGCAUUGAGUAAUAAAAAGAUAACUGGGAUUUGGUCCUCACCGUCAAGCUGUGCUUAGCUUAGUCUUGUGGGAGUUACUUUCUCUCUUGGGACCUGUCACUUUGCAAGAAGAAAAUCUGCCUAGUUUUUCUUGAAAGCUAAAUAAUCUUAUUCUGUAUUUUACACUUAUUUUGUAUUCUAACUUUAUAUUUGCAAGUUGUGAAUGCCUGGGUUUUUCUUUUUUUUUUAAUCUUAAACCAUAUCCAAUUUUGCUUGAUUUAUUAGUCUUUUAAACAUUGUCAGAUUUUCUCCUUUGUUGUUAAUAUUAUUGUAAUUUCACUUUUAUUUGUACUUUUAUUGUCAGUUUCAUCAAGACUAAAACUUUGAAGAUGAAAUACAAUCAGUCUAGUAUCUUGCUAAUUGAAAUCAAACAAAAGAGUAUAUACCCAGUUGGUUUCUCUACCUCUUCCAAAAACUGUCCAAAUAUGCUUUUAGGAUAUUUCUGUCUUUUUUAAAAAUAAUUACUUUGGACAUUCAUUCAAUAAUACGGACCCUCCUGGUUGAUGGUGGGAUAUAAAGUAAACAAGACAAUCUUUAAAACUUGUCUCAUGUGCAGUUGCUUUCAUAACCAAACAUUCCAGUUUCACAGUUUGCCCCACUCCAUUACCACCCCCACACCACACCCCUAUCUCUUUAGAUAACUGAGUAGUCUGUGGACAUAGAAACACACGAUCUUUUUUUUAAAUUUUACUCUGAUCUAAGGCAUUGAUGUCUAGACAUAACAAAUUAUUGCCCAUUUUCAUUCUGCUAUGAGCUUUUACUUUGCUAAAUCCUUUAUAUUUAUCAGCUGACUUUUAUUCUUUCUCCCCUUCUCUUGACAUAUGUCCCUAAUGGUUUUGCUGAUUGCCCUCUUCCUUGCCAGUUGUGUUAUAUCAGCGUACAUCAGAAUGUUUCUCUCCUUUGACUUACAAAAGACCAAAAAGGAUGGUACUAUUCAUACCCAGGGUUCUAAUUCCUUUAUUAAGGUUGAUGAUGUUCAAAUUGGUCCAUCACUUGAUGGGAGAAAUUAUCUUCAGUUUAAUGUCUUUGUGACUAGCAAAUAGCAUGUCAUCAGGUUCUAUUUUAACUUAUGUUUAGGAUUAUGAACUUUCCCGGCAGUUGCAGGCAAUGAUUUUCCUACAAUAUUAGCCCUGUUUCCCACCUUGGAGCAUAAUGGAUUGUUGGAUUUAGCACAAUCAAGAGUAGUGACUAUAGUGUGUGGUCUCUAAAGGCAGGCAGAAUACUAUUAUUGAGUUCCUCUCACAUCUUUUCAAGCUUUCCAUGAAUAUUUUGACUGUUCAGACUACUUUGUUUUAUGUAUGGGGAUUGUGGGACAAAUGGUCUCUGGGUGUGGAAUUCCUGUGUUUGUAGCCUCAGCCAGGAAAUGGGAACUAUACUAGAUUUAGAUGGCCUUUAUGACAACUUGUCUAACGUGUUCACAUAAUUUCUUGAGUACUAAUUGUUUUAUCCUGGAUAUUACAGCUAACUUUAUAGAUAGAAUAACUGCCUUAAAUCUUUUUAGUAGGAAAUAAACUAUAUAAUGUGUGUGUAUGGAUUUAUAUAUACAUACAUGUACACUCAGAAAAACCUUAACAGUAAGGAUCACUUAUUUGCAUAUAUUUUUAAAAUAUUGAAUGCUUCUCUUGCUUCACUAGAAAGUUCUUAAUUUGCUUGCAGACAUUUUCCUUUCAUGGACAGACCAUCGGAGUAAUUAUUUUUAUUCUGCCAGAGUCCUAAUUUGGCGGUUCAGUUAGUAUACCAUUUUUAGGUACAAUGACAAUUAAGAAUCAUAACGAAUUCAUUAACAUCAAAUAAAGCUCUGCUAUAUAUCCCUUAAUUAAAUUAUUAUACACUCAGUGGUCUCUGGAAGGUACUAACUUAGGGUUAACUUUUUAAAAAAUGUUAGAUGGAGGUUCCCCACCCCCUGCCCUUAAUUCUUUUCCCUUUGGUAUAAGAUAGCUGCUUAAGAUACCAGGGAAGUACCACUACCAAAUUAAGUUCUCCUGUAUUUAAGGAGAGCCCGAAGAUGGUGCAGACCUGAUUUUCUUACCUGUGCCCAACAGAAAUGGACUUUCCAAAGUACUUUAGGCCAUCUCUGAUUCACAGAGGAUCUGACUAUAGUAUAUUAGCCUCAGUUAAUUUCAAUAUCAAUUGCUUUGCUGUCAUGAGAUCAUUAUAGACUCAAAAUUUCACCAGUAGUUGAGGUGGAAGGACCCCUUGUAAGAAUAAUGCCACUGAUAAUGGGAGUGAGAAGGAUUCAUUAACUAUACACAAAGGACUUUUAGAUUUUUCUUGCAAAAAUAUUUCUGAAAAAUGAUGUUCUAUCCUCCAAGGGGAAAAAAGAAGAAAAAGUUCUUAAUUUCUCCAAAUUUUCCAGUUUGCUUUUCUGAAUUGGGGAUAGGGAUUUGCUUUCUAUUUCUAAUAAAAAGAUGAUAAUUUAUGGAAUAAUGAAAUCCAUAAUAUAUUGAUUUGUAAGAACAAAAGUAAAGUUUUAGAACUAUAUAAAUAACAUUUUCUAUUUCACACUCUACUGUUCUUUCUCCCUCUGGCUUUAAAGCUUUGGGCUAUUUACAAUGUUAGUCACUAGAGAACUUGGCAUAUUUCUGGUUCUAUAUUAAGUUCUACCCUUUACAUUGCUGCAGUAUAGAGCUAGUUCUAAAAAUUUGUCUGUAGGAAAAGAAGUCCUACUAAAGUCUGUUUUCUUCCAAAGAGAUUUUCCCUUUUCUGAAUAAGUCCCUAAGAAAAUAUCUGUCACUUCCAUUAAAGUCCUGUUUCUUGGCAAAAUGCAGAACCCAAAUUGGUCAUUUCUUAGAUUAUCUUUAUCUCAGGCUUCAUUUUUGUUUUGACCCUGACCUUUAAAGCAUAAAUAUUUGUUUCUUUUUAUUAGUGAUAGUGAAGCUGUGACACUAACCAUUUUUAUACAAGAGGGCAAAACAAGAAAAACUACAGAGAUUAAGAUGAAAGCAGUUCUGUACUUGUUGAGCUAGAGCACAGCAUUGUAGGCAAAAUAAAACUUUUAUAUCUCAGAAUAUUCUUUUUGCCAGUUCCCCCCAAGGCCAGAUCCUCUGGUGGAGGGAGCACUGUUAAAAGUUACAUAAUUCAGAGCCUUUGGGUCUGAGGGAAAUAAUCUCCAGUUGGUGGUAGUCUUUUCAAUAUAUGAAGCAAGAAUGUGGGAAAUGGUUGGCAGCAAGUGCUUUCACCUAAAAGACGUGAAAAGACGUAUAAAACUGGAUUAUUUACUUAGCUCUGAAAAUUUUUAAAAAAUAGAGUAAAAUACUGUAUAACUGGACAAAAACAAUUGUUAGAGGAUUUGUCUGAAGACAGUUUGCAAGGAUGAACUUUUAUGCACUGUUCACAAAUGUGUUUAAGUACUACCAACUAUUCUUAAAAUUGACAACUUUAAGGCAUUUAUGGACUUCCUAGGAAUUAGCCAUUAGCAAGUGUUCUAAAAAUAUUUAUGAGCUGAUGCCCACAUAGGUAGAUUUAUGCUCUUGAAACUUUUUAUCUUUUCUGUAGAGAUACCAAGGGAGGAGUGAGUGGUAUUUUUAGGGUGAGCAAUUGCCCUGGUGUGCCUGGGACUGGAGUUCCCUGGAUGUGGCACUUUCAAUGCUAAACCCAGGGAAGUCCCAGGCACCCCAGGAGCUGAUCACCCUAAGUAUUCUUGUGAUUUCCCCUUAGUCCCAUAAAUGCUGUAAUAGUUGUGAUAAAAUUCAGCUGCCCUGUGGCUGUCAACGUUUCCAAUACUUGGAUAUGUGUCCUUCAAUCACUUAUUACUGUGGAUGGAACAUGAGAUUUCUAACAAUAGCUAAUAAUAGUGGUUUAAUAAAGAUAGAGAAGAGGCAACUAGAUAGCUAAGUUCUGCAGAUCCUGUGUGUAUAUUUAAGUACAAGUCACAUUUUGAUGGGGUUAAUGUAAUCGGAAAUUUAAAUUUUUCACAAUGAAAAUUAAAUGAAAACUGGUGUGGAUUUCUUCUCUCUUGAGGGAAAAUAUGGCCUUUGAUACUCUAUCCUCUACAUUCCCCAGACUUCCGGCUAAAGAAGCCAGAAUGUGGUGUUAUAUAUACCAGUAUUUUCCAUAAAUGUUGUAUUGAGAUUACUAAGUGCAUCAGCCACUGGCAGGUGAAUGAGCUGGUGGCCUGAUCCAGACUGAGCAGUGCUCUCAGUUUCAUAGCCUCCUACCCCUCAGGUGCUUACCAGCUAGAACACUGACGACAGGAGGUGAGAUUUUUUUCUAAUACGGCAUUAAUUUUGUAAUGCAUUAUGAUGGAUGCAGAGUCUGUUCUUGUUUCCCUAUGGUAGUCCUCAGAUACUGCAUUCUCUGUGCACUGUGAUGUAGAUGGUAGAUGUAUUCUUUGUAAGCUUUAAUCCUGUGAUUGUCAAAAGUACGAUGUUCCAUUUUUAAAAAUUAAACAAUAAGCUGAGGCUUUA
Molecule: messenger RNA, 9480 nt
Organism: Myotis brandtii (Brandt's bat)
Lineage: Eukaryota; Metazoa; Chordata; Mammalia; Chiroptera; Vespertilionidae
Gene: SMAD2
Product: SMAD family member 2
Exons: 10
Coding region: 65-1468 (467 amino acids)
Biological process (GO): SMAD protein signal transduction; transforming growth factor beta receptor signaling pathway; BMP signaling pathway
Cellular component (GO): heteromeric SMAD protein complex
Molecular function (GO): DNA-binding transcription factor activity, RNA polymerase II-specific; I-SMAD binding; RNA polymerase II cis-regulatory region sequence-specific DNA binding
Source: RefSeq, a predicted model, not a curated record